Homalodisca vitripennis (glassy-winged sharpshooter) is the source of this 2974-nucleotide messenger RNA. Its product is annotated as zinc finger protein 711-like. The transcript has 8 exons. Gene Ontology annotation, biological process: regulation of transcription by RNA polymerase II. NCBI's taxonomy places the organism in Eukaryota, Metazoa, Arthropoda, Insecta, Hemiptera, Cicadellidae. The record is from RefSeq and is a predicted model, not a curated record. Gene Ontology annotation, molecular function: zinc ion binding; chromatin insulator sequence binding. Bases 151 to 2760 code for a protein of 869 amino acids. Gene Ontology annotation, cellular component: chromosome.
UUUCCCCCUCCACGAGGUUGUUUAGUACCUCGUUCAAGCCUCCCGCAUCUCGCACUACAGCGCUCCGAAAGUGUUCCACGGUUUUCCUCCCGUUUCCGCGCGAUUACGCGUUCCACCAUCCCACCCCUGCUCCAGUCCACGUAACUGAACAUGAGUGAUUCGGAAGAAGAUGACGCUCACUUUUGCCUCAGGUGUAAAGGGACCUUUAUAGGGCUCGAUAAUUACAUAGAACACCGCAAGGUGAAGUGCAAGAGAGAAAGUCAAAGUCUAGUAAGUCUAGACUUGCAGUACGCCAAGAGAGUUGGAGAUACCCUGGAUGGAGGAAAAAGGGACAUUCCGUCAGUGAGUGAAUCUUCCAACCGACGCUCUUGGGAGUUGGGGGAGAUGCAGAGUUCCAGUCAUUCAAUCAAGGAAGAAUCCAGGUUAGAGGAUGACAUUCAACGAGACAUUCUGGAGAUGAACCGGAAGGAUGAAAUGCUCGACACAUUCAUCCCUUCUCACGACAACGACUCCUGUCUCAAAGCCGUCGAUUUCUUUUCCAUCUUGGAACUACAGAGCAGUAAGAACCCUACGUUCCACGACAUUUCGGCUCAGAAAGGAAUGGUCACGAGAAGUAAGGCUUCCGCGGUGAUUCAGGCGAAGAAAAACAGAGAACCUUUCGGAUCCAAGUCCAUCUUGCACGACUACGACUACGACCCCUACCAAGGUGAACACAGCCAGUAUGUCGUGGGAAAAGAUGUGAUCAUCGCGGAAAAUUACGACUACAGGAAGGAGGACGGAAAGGAGAGAAAAACAAGUGGCUUGGAUUCUCCCAAAAUGAAGACAAGAAGUGAUGAAAGGAUGCUCGAAGACGAUGGGAAAUCGGAGUUUCUGUUCCAAGAGGUUCACAACGAAGUGACAAUAUCUUCCGAAGGCAAACAUCAAGACGAGACCGAUACCUCUAGCGAAGAAUCGGAGGAUGAAGAUGAAGAUGAUGAGUACGAAUCUCGGAGGAUCUCCACCGGUGGAAAGUGGAAACCUGGGAGUGGAGAUUGGUCGAAUAGCUCCUACUGGACUUCUUCACCUCCAGCUACUCACACUGGAGGCAAGUGGAAACCUACGCCUCCACCACCAUUAGCAACAGUGACCUCCAGCGUGGGUACACCUUCGACGUCGUCUGCAGGGUCUCAGCACGAUGGGGACAUUCUAGGACCUCAGAGUCUGUCAAACACUGAGGUGUCCAAGGGUCGCCAUCCCCCUCCCGGUCAUACUCGAGGCAAAUGGCUGCCCACCAUCGACUCCCCCGAGAGGGGAAGGGUGAUGUACUGGUGUGGCCCUUGCAACCGCAGACUCUCCUCCCUCGCCCUCUACGAGAAACAUUGCCAGUCCGACCUCCACCACCGGCGUACUCGUCAGGAGAGUCAGCUGGAGGAGGAUUUGUCCAUGGAGAACCAGAGGGCCACUGGUAAACGGGAGGUGAAGAGAACACAGACCUACAUAAACUCUGACUUGUGGAGCAAGUCAAAAAUGAAAAGACUUCGACAGGCCUCCUGUUCCACGGAAAACCGCCUGAUCCGAGGCCGAGGGUCCAUCCAGUGCGCCGUCUGCCAGUGUCGGGUCUGGCCCCAUCUCAUCGGGAAGCACCUGGUCUCCCACUUCCACAGUCGGCGAGCCCGGGCGGCCCCUGAGCUCGCAGGUCUGCUCGCUCUCACGCACAUGCCCAGCAUCGUCCUGCAGUCGCCCUUCCAGUGCGGCCUCUGCAAGUUCUACUGCAACACCGUGCAGGCCUUCACUCAACACUGGGUCAGCCGGGAGCACAUUGUCAAAGAUGGACAGGUAGAAGGCAGAUACUGCUGCUCUUUCUGCAGGGUCGAGUGCGGCAGCAGUUCAGCGAUGUAUCAGCACCUGCUGAGUGACAAGCACAAGGAAAGCGUCGCCAUCAUCAACGGCUCUGUCCCCAUGGUCAUCCAGAAAAAGAUCAUCCUUCAGUGUAACGUUUGCGAGGAGGAGUUCCGCUUCAAUUUUGAGCUGCGGCGGCACUUCAAGACCACGGGGCACUCCCAGGAAGAGAGCACCGCUUCGGACAAGUACCAAGAACGCGAAGGCUGUUCCCAGUGCUCUUUCAUGGCCUUCACCAAAAUCUCCCUGCAGCGCCACUUGGCCCUCGUCCACAAGGACGCUCAGGGAAAGUUCUUCUGUACUUCUUGCGACGCUAACUUCGAGACCGCUGCUGACGCCAAGGCUCAUAGAGGUUCUGCUGAACACAAGCUGACCGUGCUGACGAAGCAAAACAAAGAGAAAGAGCUGACCAAAGAGUGUUGCCAUUGCUACGGCAUAUUCACCGGUGUCAUCGAGUUGAAGAGGCAUCUGAAGGAGGAACAUCCUGAAAUGGCCUACAGAUGUAUACGGUGCGGGUGCCACUUCACGCUUAAAGCAGGAGCUGACCCACCACGUCCGUGCCGGGUGCCCGGGCCUGACCCAGACUUCCACAGCAUCCUCCCCCGCAGUGUCAGUAGACGGCUCCUUCAACUGUUCCAAGUGUGGCUUCAGCUCUCCUUCCGAGGCGGAGCUACUGUUUCACCUCGCCCUCCACAACGACCCCGUGGGCGACCCCCCUCGCUAUCUGUGCCCUUCCUGUCCCCGAGCCUUUUUGAAGACGUCGCUCAAGAAGCACCUGCACUCGCACACCGGCGAGAGACCCUACUCCUGCCUCGUGUGUGGCGCCGGGUUCGGCCGCAAAGAUGUCCUGGAGAACCACGUGCUCUCUGUGCACUGCGUUAAGAGAUCGGGGGACAGCUGGGAGGCCCGGCCGGAGCGGCAGAAAACUGCGGUGUGUGAGGAAUGCGGGGCGAGUUUCUACGACAAGAGCGCGCUGCAGCAACACCGGCAGAUCCACGGCGGCAAGUUGUUCAAGUGCGAGGAGCCUGGCUGUGUGUAUGCUGGCAGAUCAUGGGGGGAUCUCCGCCUACAUCUCCGCAGCCAUGGGGAGGAACGG